This is a messenger RNA of Mercurialis annua (annual mercury), 1352 nucleotides long. RefSeq lists its product as uncharacterized. Bases 260 to 1189 code for a protein of 309 amino acids. The record is from RefSeq and is a predicted model, not a curated record. The transcript is spliced from 3 exons. NCBI's taxonomy places the organism in Eukaryota, Viridiplantae, Streptophyta, Magnoliopsida, Malpighiales, Euphorbiaceae.
AUUAUUUUGCAAAUCGUCGAGGCGUAAAGAAUAGGGAAAACUUUCCACCUCUCGAUUCGUAGAAACCCUAGCAGCGUUUUCUUAAGACAGUAAACCCUUUUCGAUUUUGUGUUUGGAAAAUUAAUUUGUUACUUUUUAGCGAUCCUAUUGCUGUCUAAGAUUCCUAAAUCGAUUUUAAUUAAAAAACUGUGUGUGAAAAAACCCUAAUUUUCGAUUGAGUAGUUUUGAGAUUUGAGUCAGAUCAAAGAUACAGAGAGCAAUGUCACGGUGCUAUCCUUAUCCGCCUCCUGGGUACCUGAGGAACGGAGCGCGUGGUGAGGCCGUGAGCGAAACCGUUAAGGUUGCCGCGAGCCAAUCCAUUAAGUUCCAGAGGGACUUGAAGGACGAUAAACCAUUAACUGAUAAACAUAAAAAGAAAGACAAAAAAGAGAAGAGGUCUAAGAAAGAAAAGAAGAAAGCUAGUUCUUUGGCUACAGACAACAAACUAGGGAAGAGUCUUUUGAAGGGGAAGGAUGAUGAAGAAGCUGAAAGAAGUAGCUUGACUGAGGAACAUGGGCAACCAGUCUCUCAUCAUCAGAGUCUUUCAUCUGAUAGUACUCGGAGUAGCAAUAAGAGAAAAAGUGACUAUGUCGUGCAUUCUGCUUCUAAUGCCACCAAAAAUAAUGGGAAUGUCAUUCGAAUUCGGUUGGCCUUGCAAAGGCACACGGAGCCAAAUUUAUCUGCUAAUGUUGAGCAUUUGUGUUCAACCUCUGGAAGAACCAGUCUUCUUCCGGAGAAGAAGCAAGUCGUGGCCAUUUCUAGACAAGAUCACGGUAGCACUAUCGAUUCUAUGGCGGUAGACAAAGCCAAUCCAGUACCCUUUAAAUCAAUUUCUGAUGCAGGUUCUGAAAAGAAAGAAAAAUCUUCGCGGCACCACAUUUCCAGAACUGAGAAGAAGCUAUUAAAAGCAGAAGCUUUAUACAAAACGUUGUUUGGGGAUUGGACUGCACCAGCUAUUGAUUAUGAUCAAAAUAACUGUGAUGAUCAAAGUUGGCUUUCUGGCACGAAAACGCAAGAUAUUCAUCGUGACAAGAGAAUCAAAAUUUCUCACCAUGACGAACCAUGCCAUGAAGCAUCUUCCUUUUGGCCCUGUGCCCGAAAUCUACCACAGGCUGAUAUCUAUGCGUUACCCUAUACUGUUCCAUUCUAAUGCUUUAUUGUUAGGCUGUCUGGCCUUUUCAACUAAUUUUGCCGGAUUGUUCUAUAUGGUGCAGUUAUAUUUUUUCCACUUCAUUGCACCUUGACAAAAUGUAGGGGAUGAAGGCAAUAUUGUACAGUAAAAAAUCAAUAUAUCUAAUGCAAUUCUUUUUGAA